Messenger RNA from Rhododendron vialii, 4847 nucleotides. RefSeq lists its product as uncharacterized. Gene Ontology annotation, biological process: brassinosteroid mediated signaling pathway; protein phosphorylation. The transcript has 14 exons. NCBI's taxonomy places the organism in Eukaryota, Viridiplantae, Streptophyta, Magnoliopsida, Ericales, Ericaceae. The coding region runs from base 423 to 4628 and encodes 1401 amino acids. Gene Ontology annotation, molecular function: protein binding; ATP binding; protein kinase activity. The record is from RefSeq and is a predicted model, not a curated record.
AGAAGAAGAAGUACAAGAGGUGGAGUGGAGUCGUCUCCUCUCCUCUCCUCUCCUCACCUGUAUAAAAAACAAACAAAAUACUACUCUCUCUCUCUCUCUCUCCCACCAAUCACAAACUAGUACAUCCGGUGAAAUGUCAAAAUUCCACCCCCCACUCCACUCCAAAACUAUGCAGCAGUAGACACACACGUCCACACAUAUUACUAAAAAAUACUGUACUAUACUACUCCACACCGACGAUUCGCCGACCCCCUUUCUGCUCUGCACCCUUCUCUCUCUCUCUCUCUCUCUCUCUGGCUCACUUCCAAUCCUAGUUUCAAGGUCAUGUCUAGUUUGAUCUCCCGAUAAUCUCUCACCCCCACCUAACGGUAAAGUCCCCUCAAUUUCUCAAGUAAUAACCCCAUAUACUCACAGAACAACAAAUGGGUUGUUCAAGCUCUAAGGUUGACGACCUUCCAGCGGUGGCCCUCUGCCGUGACCGCUGUGCCUUCCUCCACGACGCUAUCCACCACCGCCACGCCCUCUCCCAAGCCCACCUCUCCUAUCUCCACUCCCUUAAAGGCGUCGGUCUCUCCUUGCUCCGCUUCUUCGAUCACCAGGACCUCCUCAAUUCCACGGCCCCCCUUCCGUCCCCGGUUAUCAAUCUCCCCCCUCAAAGAAAAGAAAAAAACGACUCCCCACCCUACCGUAAUACGGCUAUUCAUCAUCAUCACUCGCACUCCAACUCCGGCUCCCACCUUCACUUCCACAAUUCCGAUUCAGACGAUUCGGGCUCCGAUUCUCCUCUCCACCACCACUCUGGUAACAAUUCCCCUUUACAUAUAAAUUAUUCAGACCACCAACCACUAAGUUCGUAUCAAGUAGGAGACUUUAUGGGUAUGAAUAUCAACAUGAAUUACAUGAAGAAUAAAGCGACGCCGUCUGUGUCGUACGAGCAACGACCGGUGAGCGCAGAGACUGUGUACAUGGGCGAGUCGUCUUCUUCGUACUAUCCUCCUAAUGAAAACCCUAAUAGUUCUUAUUCUAGCUACGGUUAUUACGGAAGUGGGCCCGGGGUUAAUGGCUUCUUCGGUUCACCGCCGCCUUCUUAUGGUUCUUCCUACGCGCCGCCGGCUCCGGUGGGGCCAGUAGAAGUGGGGGAGGCUUCAACUUCGAAAAAACCUCCUCCGCCACCGCCAUCCCCGCCGAGGAACUCUGGUUGGGAUUUCUUGAACCCUUUUGAGAGUUUAGAGAAGUAUUAUCAUGUGCAGACCUCGAGUCGCGGGUUGAAGGAGUUGAGGGAAGAGGAAGGGAUUCCUGAUUUGGAAGAUGAGGAUUUUCAGCAGGAGGAAGUGGUGAAGGAGGUACAGGUGGAGCGGAAAUUUGUUGAUAGUAGUAGAAAUUAUGCAAAAGGGGUGGCGGAGGAAAGGGAUUCGGAUUCACUUUACCGAACGAGGCCGGAUGUUUCAGCGGAAAAUGAUACAGGGGAGUAUGAGGUUCAUAUGGUGGACAAGAGAGUUGUCGAUAAUGAGGAGGGGAGGUCAGGGGAUCGCGGUAAUGUGGCUGCUUUCAAGGCUCAGGACGACUCCGAAGUUGUGAGGGAAAUCCAGGUUCAAUUCGAGCGAGCUUCCGAGUCAGGCAAUGAGGUUGCAAAGAUGCUUGAGGUUGGGAAAUUUUCUCAUAAGAAAAAUUCUGCCUAUCAAGUUUCCUCGAAGAUGUUGCAUGCAGUUGCACCUUCAUCGCCAGUAGCGUCAUCACACCCUUCUACUUCUGAAAUUGGCGAGUCAUCCUCUAUUGACAAGGCUGAUCCUGCUUUUUUGGAAAUUGAUGAAGAAAGGUUGAUAGGAUCUGGGAAUCUUUCUUCUACGCUACAAAAGCUGCACCUUUGGGAGAAAAAACUAUAUGACGAAGUUAUGGUUGAGGAGAAAUUGAGGGUGCUCCAUGAAAAGAAGUGCCAUAAGCUGAAGCGUUUGGAUGAAAAAGGUGCUGAGGCUCAUAAAAUUGAUGCAACACGAACUCUAGUGAGGAGCCUUUCCACCAAAAUAAGAAUUUCGAUUCAGGUUGUUGAUAAGAUUUCUGUGAAGGUUAAUAAGUUGAGGGAUGAAGAGUUGUGGCCACAAUUGAAUGAAUUCAUUCAGGGGUUAACCAGAAUGUGGAAGUCUAUGCUUCAAUGUCAUCGUAGUCAAUGCCAAGCUAUUGGACAAGCUAAACGGUUGGAUGCUGUUGCAUUGCAGAAAUAUCUAAGUGAUGCACAUCUUGAAGCCACGUUGCAGCUUGAACACGAGCUACUUAAUUGGACUUCAGUAUUCUUCUACUGGGUUGGUGCUCAGAAGGGUUUUGUCCAAGCACUAAAUAGCUGGCUACUAAAAUGCCUUUUAUAUGUACCUGAAGAAACACCUGAUGGCAUUAUUCCCUUCUCUCCUAGCAGAAUAGGUGCACCUCCUGUGUUUGUAAUCUGUAAUCAGUGGUCACAAGCAAUGGAGAGAAUUUCUGAGAAGGAAGUCGUUGAAUCUAUGCGAGAUUUUGCCACAAACGUGCUUCAGCUGUGGGAGCGGGAUAAGCUUGAGAUGCAGCAUAGGGGGAUGGCAAACAAGGACAUGGAGAGGAAAGUGAAGAAGUUGGAGAGGGAGGACCAGAAGAUACAGAAGGAGAUUCAGGCAUUGGACAAAAGGAUAGUUCUUGUUUAUGGGGAUGGCAACGGUAUUUCAUUAAGCGGACGUGCUGUUUAUCAGAGUGACACCAGCAAAACUGGUAGUUUGCAGGUGAGUCUGCUACGUACUUUUGAGGCCAUGGAUGGGUUCAUGGAAAACUCCUUGAGGUCAUAUGAUGAGUUGUUGAAACGCAUUGAAGAGGAUAGACGGGAUAGACUUGGUCGUGGGAGUGAGGAAAAUGGCCUAUGCAUUAUGGAUGAUAAUAAAGUUUUGUGGUCUAAACUUCCUGCAGAUGUUAUACAAGUUACCGAGAUGGAUUCUCAGUUCUCACUGUGUGUGAACUAUUGGAGAGAAGAAAGACAAAGAUUUGAGCAAGAGCAAGAGCAAGAGCAAGAGCAAAGAAAAACACCCCAUAUCUCUCUCUCUCUCUCUCUCUCUCUUAAAUACUUCCUAUUGCUUAUAGAGGACAAGUCUGAGACAGUGAAUGAGACCAUGGGCUGUUGUGAAUCGUCAUUUCUGGCAGAGACACACCCAGAAAAGGACCACCGACAUAAACAGCACCAACACCAGAGCCUAAAUCCACCUUUAAACCACCACCCCGACGCGGCCACCGCCAUCGGAAUCCCGUCCUUCUUGGAGUUCUCUUUGACGGACCUCAAAGCGGCCACCAACAACUUCAGCCCCGACUACAUCGUCUCCGAAGGCGGCCAAAGAGCCCCUAAUGUCGUCUACAAGGGCCGCCUUCAGAACCGCCGCUGGAUCGCCGUCAAGAAAUUCGCCAAAUUGGCCUGGCCUGACCCUAAGCAAUUUGCGGAGGAGGCAUGGGGCGUGGGGAAGAUGCGGAACCGAAGACUUGCAAAUUUGAUAGGGUAUUGCUGUGAUGGUGAUGAGAGAUUGGUUGUUGCCGAGUAUAUGCCCAAUGACACUCUUGCUAAACAUCUAUUUCACUGGGAAAAUCAGACCAUUGAGUGGGCCAUGCGUUUGAGAGUAGCACUUUAUAUAGCUGAAGCCUUAGAGUAUUGCAGCUCUGAAGGUCGUCCCUUGUACCACGACCUGAAUGCUUAUAGGGUCCUUUUUGAUGAGGAUGGUGAUCCGCGACUUUCAUGUUUCGGUUUGAUGAAAAAUAGCAGGGAUGGGAAAAGCUAUAGCACAAAUCUUGCCUACACGCCUCCAGAGUAUCUGCGUAAUGGAAGGGUCACCCCUGAAAGUGUUGUGUAUAGCUUUGGCACUGUUCUUUUGGACCUGCUAAGUGGAAAACACAUCCCUCCAAGUCAUGCUCUUGACAUGAUGCGUGGCAAGAACAUUUUACUCGUAAUGGAUUCACAUUUGGAGGGGAAGUUCUCUACCGAAGAAGCAACCGCGGUGGUUGGUCUUGCGUCACAAUGCUUGCAGCAUGAACCUAGAGAACGGCCUAGUACAAGAGACCUUGUUGCUACACUUACUCCCCUGCAAACAAAAUCCGAUGUUCCUUCAUAUGUCAUGCUUGGUAUUUCAAAGCACGAGGAAGCUCCACCAACCCCACAACGCCCUCUUUCACCAUUGGGGGAGGCUUGCUCACGGAUGGACCUAACAGCAAUCCAUCAACUCUUGGUAAUGACACACUAUCGGGAUGACUAUGGAACCAAUGAGCUAUCUUUCCAAGAAUGGACCCAACAGAUGAGAGACAUGUUGGAGGCAAGGAAGCACGGGGACUUAGCAUUUCGUGACAAGGAUUUUAAAGCUGCCAUCGAUUGUUAUUCUCAGUUUAUAGAUGUAGGAACAAUGGUGUCCCCGACUGUUUAUGCGCGGCGAAGCCUAUGUUAUCUUCUGUGUGAUCAACCAGAUGCUGCUCUUCGAGAUGCAAUGCAAGCACAAAAUGUGUAUCCAGACUGGCCAACAGCCUUUUACAUGCAAUCAGUGGCCCUUGCCAAGCUGGACAUGCAUCAGGAUGCCGCUGACAUGAUGAAUGAAGCUGCUGGACUUGAAGAGAAGAGGCAAAAGGGUGGGAGAGGAUCAUGAGAAUGUCGAGCCAUUUAAUCAUGAAUAAAUUGAUUCACUAAAACAUGCUGUUAAACACCUCCCGGAGUUUGUAAAAUCUGGGUUGGGAGUUGAAGUUGUCAUCCCAAUUGCAAAUGUAUUAUAGAGCCGCAAGCCCACAAUACAUGUUCAUUGCAUUAAGGCAAGUUUCUUUUUGCACAACUUCGACGGCAAAUUAUUAUCUUUUAGUCUUCUUAGCUU